AUCUCAACUUUGGUCCGCAAAGAGUUCUUGAUAUAAGUACAUCGUUUGAGGCUGUCAAUCGAAGCAUUGUCUCCAUCAAAGCUUCCUUCAAAUUGGCCAUCAGAAGCUCCCGAGACAUCUUUCCAACAUUCUUCUAUCGACGUCACUUUGCCGCUCUAUGCUACAAAAGACCCUCAAAUAUAUUAUUAUGACUUUCUGAGAACGACUUCAACAGCGACGUACUUUGAAAGCCAUAAUCCCCAUUGUAAAAAUACUUCAAUUUAUUAUCAUCAUCAAUGUCACAACCAUGGGACUACAUCGCAAAGCUCGUUUGCAUCGGUGAUUCGGGGACGGGCAAGUCCAGCCUAUCCAUACGACUUUGCGAAGGACGAUUCUCUCCAACUCACGAUGUGACCAUCGGCGUCGAAUUCGGAUCGCGCGUUGUCCCAGUCGGUCCUCCAGCAUCUCUAAGUCUCGAUAUCGGACCAGAUAAUACAGCGGACAGCUCAUCGCAUUCACAAGUCACUCCUAAUAACCCCGCGGAAAAGAAUGGAUCAACACAGAAGAAGAUGAAAUUAUCACUCUGGGACACCGCCGGUCAAGAAACUUAUAAGUCCGUCACACGAUCAUAUUUCCGAGGAGCGUCCGGUGCCCUCUUGGUAUUCGACAUCACUCGUCCUUCGACAUUUGCUUCAGUGACCAGCUGGCUCCAUGAUCUCCGUCAAAUAGCCGAGGAAGGGAUCGUCGUUGUUCUAGUAGGGAACAAAUGCGAUCUCGCUAAUGACGAGAAACCCGCCGAUAACGUUCAGGAGGAAGGCCAACAGAACAAAAAUCAGAGGAGAGUCACUCGUCAAGAAGCUGAAGAAUGGUGUCGUUUAAACAACGUCACCCGUUACAUUGAAACGAGUGCAAAAUCAGGCGAAGGCGUCGAACGUGCAUUUCUUGAAGUUGCGGAGAGAAUAUAUCGAAAUAUUGAAGCCGGGAAGUAUGAUUUGAAUGAUCGCCGAAGUGGUGUUAAGGGAUACGGUGCCUCCAAUAGUGGAAUGAGUACCAUGCCCCCAAGGACAAUCACGUUGGGAUUGAAUGAUGCUAUGGAUCGGGGUGGGAAGGGUUGGAGUGGUGGGUGUUGCUAAACACUUGCUAGUCGUUUUGAUCUUUAUUCAUUCGUGUGUGUAUUACUUGAUACCCUUUAUCCUCCUUCUAUAACCUGCGAGGAGCCGCUUUGCUUAUUGAUUCUCAGAUGUAUUGUACUUAGGAUGUAAUCAUAAUUCCAAUCUAUACGAGGCUGAUCAACCAUACAAUGAUCAUAUUAUACCUAGCUUCACAAAAAAAGAAAAAUACUUUUAUAUAGGCGAACUUAUAAAGCAAGCCAAAAAGACCAUCCAUUUUUUAUU
This is a messenger RNA of Talaromyces stipitatus ATCC 10500, 1373 nucleotides long. RefSeq names its product secretion related GTPase SrgD. Gene Ontology annotation, molecular function: GTP binding; GTPase activity. The transcript is spliced from 2 exons. The coding region runs from base 276 to 1112 and encodes 278 amino acids. The record is from RefSeq and is a predicted model, not a curated record. NCBI's taxonomy places the organism in Eukaryota, Fungi, Ascomycota, Eurotiomycetes, Eurotiales, Trichocomaceae. Gene Ontology annotation, cellular component: endosome. Gene Ontology annotation, biological process: regulation of endocytosis.